Molecule: messenger RNA, 2123 nt
Organism: Eupeodes corollae
Lineage: Eukaryota; Metazoa; Arthropoda; Insecta; Diptera; Syrphidae
Product: 8-oxo-dGDP phosphatase NUDT18
Exons: 2
Coding region: 466-1494 (342 amino acids)
Molecular function (GO): 8-oxo-dGDP phosphatase activity; magnesium ion binding; 8-oxo-GDP phosphatase activity
Source: RefSeq, a predicted model, not a curated record
CACAACAACCAUGUUGCUGUCGCCUGAGUUGCAGAGUCUUUCCUUUAGUUUGCUUCUUGUCUCUAUGAAGCUUAGACUUGGUUCGAAAAAAUAAAGAAUUAACAACGACAAGAGUACUUAAUUUGUCUACCUACUGGCCAGUCGUUAUUUCUUUCGUUUCUUUUCUAUAAUUUUAAAACAAAAUUGCAAUUCUUUUGCGCGUCAUCCAUUAGCGUUGUCGUCGGAUAGUCGAUCGUUCUGGCUCUAUACAAUUUCACUUCGUCAAAGCAAUUAACCGACAUUUACACAUACAUAUACUCAAAUGUCAGAAUAGAUUGCUGCCGCUCGUGUGCAACAUUGUGCAAACUACCGGAAGCGUUAGUGUUUGUUUGUUUGUCUUCUCUGUGCUGAAUGUGGUUGCAAACUCAAAAGAAUUUAACGACCCAUUAAAAACAAAAAUAAGCUAGAAACAGCAACUACAAAAAAAUGCCUCAAACCGUGUCAUCAAUUAACGAUCAACUGACCAAACUAAUCGGUUGUCAAGAUCUGGGUGAUAUAACCCCCGAACUAUGUGACUUCUCAUUGGAAGAACAAAAUGCUGUGAGUGAAGCGCAGGGCGUUCAGCCAUCAGCUGCUUCGGAUUUCGUUCCGGUACUUGGCAAAUCGGUGACCUACAUUGUGACAGUGGUCAUGAUCAAUGAUCAAGAUGAAGUUCUGAUGAUACAGGAGGCCAAACAGUCGUGCGCGGGAAAAUGGUAUCUGCCCGCUGGUAAAAUGGAAACCGGUGAAACCAUAAUCGAGGCAGCAGUGAGAGAAGUCUUCGAAGAAACUGGACUGAAAUGUGAGAUGACGACAUUAAUUGGCGUCGAAACUGCUGGUGGAUCGUGGGUUCGAUUUCUACUGACCGGACGAGUAUUGAGUGGUAAUUUAAAGACACCCGAUCAAGCCGACCAAGAAUCUCUGCAGGCCAAAUGGUUCGCCGAUAUCAGUGAACUAACUUUGCGCGCCAAUGAUAUUUUAAAUCUUAUAAAAAUGACAAGAACAUACAAGGCCCGUGCGCAAUCGCCUGCGCUAUGGCACUCCGAAAUGAUGCCAAUCCAAUACGCACACCAUAAGAACUACUUGCGAAUUGUAGCGGUGAUUCGUAAGCGCUCCACAAACACUCUCAAUGUCUUGGUAAGUGAAAGGAACGUCCAUCAUUUGCCCACGGUUGAAAUGCAUCCGGCCCGGAGUCUCCAUUCAACCCUGAGGAAAUUCAUGAUCGAACUAUUCGGAGCUGAACUUCCUCAACAUCGUCCACACGGACUUCUCACUGUGGAACAUUCCCCCGCUGCUUAUCCUCAUACAACCGAUGGCUUCUGCUUGACACUUUUGGUGGUUUUUCGUCCCCCACUGGAAGAUGUGGCGGUCAUUGGCAAGGCCGUCUGGCAGGAGAUGAGCAAAGAAUUAGAAGACAAGUUUGGACGCAUGGUGGGAAGCAACCAUUCCACGCUGCCACUCAAUGUUAUAAGAUAAACUUGUAUGCUUUUUGAAUCUCCAUAGAAUUUAUGUCUCAAAAACAAUAUUAGUGACUGUUUUUUUGUAAAUAUUGACACUAUGCAUUUUAUAUUUUUGUUCCAAUUAAAAAUCAGUUUUAUUUUGCUUUCUGUGUAAAAAUUCAAGCAUUCGAAUCUUUUUCAUAAAUUACUUUAAGUCAUUUGAUUUGUUGUUGUGUUCAUACACAGAAAGCAAAAAGUAGCAUUUAUAAUUAGUUUUGUUUCUGGUGUUUCUAAAAUUUGUCACAAAUUAAUGUUGUAUCUAUAAAUUACAACUUUCAAUUACUAGAAGUACCUAUUGACAAAAAAAAAUAAAAUAAAAAACAAAUGAAUCUCUAAAUAUUUCUCUCUUGCUUGUUUAUUGUUAUUGUGGAUCGAAAGGUGUAUUAAUCCACAAAGUAUAUUCAAAUGUUUUUUUCUAUUUUAUUUUAAAUAAAUAAUGAAAAUAAUUAUUAAAGAAGAUUUAUGGAUGUAUAUGAACGUAUUAUGUAAUUUUAUAGUAUUUAUCUUUUUUAUCAAUGUUUUAUCACCUUUGUGUGUAAGAACUAGGUGUUUAGUGCGAGUUUAAUUAAUUUUAAUAAAAUUAACAACAAAUAUUGCUAUAAAUAA